Messenger RNA from Trypanosoma rangeli, 2874 nucleotides. RefSeq names its product putative beta-adaptin. Gene Ontology annotation, biological process: vesicle-mediated transport; intracellular protein transport. The transcript has a single exon. Gene Ontology annotation, cellular component: membrane coat; clathrin adaptor complex. The record is from RefSeq and is a predicted model, not a curated record. NCBI's taxonomy places the organism in Eukaryota, Euglenozoa, Kinetoplastea, Trypanosomatida, Trypanosomatidae. The coding region runs from base 1 to 2874 and encodes 957 amino acids.
AUGGAUGCCGUCUUGCGGAAGGUUCAGGAGAAAAUCCAGCAGAACUUUCGUCGUGGCGGCGGAGGCUCAAGGUUUUUCAGCACUGCAAGGCGUGGCGAGGGGGUAGAGCUGCACGAGGAACUCAACAGCAACGACAGGGAGAGGCAGAAGAAUGCCGUGAAGCGUAUCAUUGCUGGCAUGACUAUGGGCCGCGAUGUCAGUUACCUCUUCAUGGACGUUGUCAAGCUCGGUCAGACACCAAACCUCGAGCUCAAGAAGUUGGUCUACCUUUAUGUUCUUAACACAGCUAAGCUGCAGCCUGACAAAGCCCUGAUGGUGGUCAACACCUUUUUGCAAGACACAACCAACAGCUCCCCCAUUGUGCGGGCUCUUGCGGUGCGCACGAUGAUGUGUAUCCGCGUGGACUCGGUAACCGAGUACACACUGGAGCCUCUUCGACGCGCCGUGGCAGACCCUGACCCAUACGUUCGCAAGACCGCGGCCAUCGGUCUUGGAAAGUUGUUUCAUCAAAACAUGCAAAUGUUUAUGGAUCAGGGGUUUGGUGCAGAGCUGCUGAAGCUGCUGAAUGAUACUUUUUCUAUUGUCUCUGCCAAUGCGGCGGCCGUUCUAACGGAAGUGAACAACUACAGCUCAACACCUAUUGUGCCAACGGGCGAAUGCAUCAACCGUCUCCUGCAUCACCUGCCGGACUGUACGGAAUGGGGUCAAUUGUUUAUUCUGGAACUUCUUGCUGAUGCAAAGCCCAAAAGCGCAGGGACGGCAGAGGACAUCAUUAACCGAGUACUGCCGCGACUUAGCCACAACAAUUCCUCUGUUGUAAUGGGGGCGAUCAAGGUUGUGGUGAAUCUUGUCAACCGAUGCAGCUCAAUGGCCGUGAGUCAUUUCAGCUCUAGGGUGAACUCUGCGCUAGUAACACUUUUGGGGGGAAAUCCGGAGACGCAGUACGUGGUUUGCAAGAACAUUCAUGCUAUACUUGUGGUAUUUCCCAAUUUGAUCUGCAACAGUCUCGAUUUCUUUUACGUCCGCUUUACAGAUCCGCCGUAUGUUAAGCUUGAAAAACUGCGACUUCUGCUGAAGCUUGUCACGCCCUCUACGGCGGUCCAGAUAUUAAAAGAGUUAGAUGAAUACAGUUCUGAAGUGGAUUUGGUAUUUGCAGAAGAGGUUGUGAAAGGCAUUGCGACCCUUGCAUUAAAAAUUGAUUCGGUUGCCUCGAACUGUGUGGAUUUGCUCUUGCGCAUUGUUGCGAAACGGCCAGAGCUGUUACCGCAGGUGAUCACAAGUUGCAAAAACAUUGUCCGCAAGUACCCGGAGCAGCUCGUUCUGGAGACGCUUAUUGUUGAGCACGGUGCCGAUGUCGUUUCGGAGGAAGACGCGAAGGUGUCACUCAUCUGGAUGUUGGGCGAGUUUUGCGACUUUGUUGAGAAUGGAAGGCAGAUUAUUACUCGCUUUAUUGACGAGCUGAUGUCGUACGAGCAACCGGUACAGAUGGCAAUUCUUAGCGCCGUCAUCAAAAUGUUUUUACGUGACCCGGUGGGGAUGGAGCAGACGCUCAAUGUUGUGCUGGAGACCUUGACGACGCGAAGCGAGGACCCUGACCUGCACGACCGCGCCUACGCCUAUUGGCGGCUUCUCUCCAAAGGUGUGGGGGUAGCGAAGAUGAAGCAGAUUGUGCACGGGCACCAUGUUCCCAUCACCGUGGAGUGUACCUUCAGCGACGCCAUGACGAUGGCGGACCUUAAGAAGUCCAUCAACACAACUGCUGUGGUGUUUGGUAAACCGUUUCAAUCCUUUCUUCCACUGUAUGGAAUUCUCAAUGAGGAUGCCAGCGAGGAGGAAGAAGAAGAGACCGAAGAAAACGUCACGGUCGUGCAGGCACCAAUCGUUUCUCCUGAUUCAGUUGCUUAUCCGAACUAUCCCACAUCAGUAGCCAGCGGGCCCCUGGCAUCUAAUCAUGUGGAUCCACUGGAUGAAUUGUUUGGCAGCCCAUCCGUGACUUCGGCUGCGCAGCCGCAACAACCCGAACAACAGCAACAAGAGCUAUUGUUCAGUCAUACGGAUCUUUUUGAUGCACAGCCUCAACAACAAGAACAACAACGGCUGCCACCGUUGGUUCUUCCGGCAGGGAGUGUUGGAGUGGCUGUGCAUUGUCAGCUGGUGGAGGGGCCCGCGCUGUGGAUUGCCCUAGUGAACCACCAAGCCGUGAAAAUUGAUCAGCUUGUGCUGCAGAUCAAUUUAAACAUGUUGGGGUACCUUCCCGAGGCCGGGCUUUCCGACUUUAUGGCCUCCGUGCCUGCUGGUGAAACACGCUUGGUGAAACUGCCGCUUAAGGUGUCGAGAGGGCACUUUGAUGUUGCACGUUCAGCACUGGAGGUUGGAAUUAAGGGAACAAACCUGCCGCUCCUCAUCUUCCGGGUAGAGGUGCCAGCGGAGAGACUCUUGGCGCCUUCUAUUCCAGUAGAAAAGUCCGUCUUCGUAGCUGAAUGGCAGACGCUGAAUGAAUCAGCGGAGAUCAAGCAAACACUCGGUGAACUUGGGGAAAAUAUGCUUGCUUCGCCAGAUCGGCGCGGCAUUUUAGAACGCAAUCAUAUUUUUCUUCUCACCCCGGAGCGUGAUUCGGGAGACUUCAUCUCAUAUUACGGUAAGGUGACUACCACGCUUGGAUUUGAUGGAUUAGUUGAAGUUGUUCUCAACAAGAAGAGGCCGUCGCAAAGUCAGUUGUGUCUCAAAAGUCACCAUGUGGAUUCGAUCAUGCCACUUCUGCUCAAGGUGAUUCGGACUGUGUUUCCCAAGAGAGCGGUGACCAGUGGGGCGGCGGAGGCGGAGACGGAGACGGGCCGUAGUCAUGGAUCAGAACUGGAUAACUGGUUCUCUUGA